ACCGUUUGGAACGCGAGCGCCGUGCGACGAGCGGCAUUGUGAAAAGUGAAAAAUGGUUUUUCCGCCCUGGGCAGUCGAUGCGCUUGGGACGCCCGAGCAUGUGCCGUUGCCUGUCAGCGUUUAACAAGUGUUUUCCCCCCAGUUUUCCCUCAAUUUUCCCCCCCAAAACAAACGCAUCUUUAAACAACUUGUGGGCGUGAGCCAAAGCGGAAAUGAGAAAAUUUCAUUUUAACAAUUAUUAAUUGUCAUUCGGUGUCAAAUCAAAUUGUGCCUGUGUGUUUUCGUGCUAAUUGCGUAAAUAAUCUCUUGAAGUAAUUACCUCACAUGACUCAAGUAAGCUGCAGCUUACACAAGUACAGUCGAUUAAAGUCCCUUUAAGUUGAAAGCAUUUAAAAUACAAAUAAAUUCGAAAUAAUUGCAACAAAGCAGCAACGAUUUGUUUAUUAAACGAAAAGCACACAAACGAGCAAAAACCCCCCGCAAAAACGAAGGAGAAUAAAUGGAUAUAAAAAUAAAUUAAAAGAAAAUAGCAGAGACAGCGGGAAAAACUCGCAAAGAGAAAGAGCGAAACAUGUUCAAUUUGCUGCGAAGAUCGCGUCGCGGAAAAGCGCACAAGAUCGUCGACGAUGAAGAUGGCGAUGUGGAUGUAGAUAGAGAUACCCCCUUGAGAUACAGUCAAAUUGGUCAGAUAUCUGCCGCCGCUCAAAGAGCAGAAGAGCCGGCGGUAAGAGCACGACGGGCGGUGAUCGAAGAGCUGGAGGACUUUGCCAGCGACUUUGACAACGACAACGACACUAGCAGCGGUGGCGACGAAGAGCGUUUAAAAUUAGCAAAAACAGCUGCUAAUGGCCGCUCCGACAAUUUGUAUAUAAAUAAAAUGGGCGGCGAUGGGCGGAGGAUGGAGGUGGAUGGGUGGACGUAUUCCUCGGCCGCUGAUCGAAAUGCGGCUACCAGCAGCAGUCAAAACGAGGCAGCCAGCGUGAUCGCGAGCAAAAGCUGUGGUGGUCAGCUAAUUGGCACUAUCGAGAUUGAGAACGAUAUCGAUGGCCCCACAACCAUAACACAUCGCCAUCGACAACGCAACGAAGGUGAGCAGCAGAAGCGCCAAUCCCUGCUCUCCAUUGCCAGUUUCAAGUUGGCUGGCGGCCAUACCAAGGAUACUAACGAAACCGAGCCGAAAAAGCGUAAAACUCUGCAGAAGAGUCGCGAUUUUCUAAGCGACAUUUUCAUGGCGCGUGGUCGAAAUCAUCAGCGUCAAAAGCAGCAGCAGCAACAGCAGCAACAGCAGCAGCAACAGCAGCAACAACAGCAGCAGCAGCAGCAACAGCAGCAACAUCAGCAACAACAGCAACAACAGCAGCAGCAACAGCAACAACAGCAAAAGCAGCAACAGCAGCAACAACAGCAGCAACAGCAGCAACAACAGCAACAGCAGCAACAGCAGCAGCAGCAGCAAAUUGCCGCAGUCGCAGCAGCCAAAUCGCAUAAAAGUAAUGCCACAGACGUAAUCGCCACCGCAACACACCUUGAAACGAACUCCGACCCCGCGCUCGCAUCCCCGACUACUUAUCAAAUGACUUUGGCUAAUAAUAGCCCAGAGAAUAGCGGCCAACGAAGAGCGAUCGAAGAGAAAAGUAAGCCAACUGGAGUGGAGAAGCGGCAAGAGCAUCACACAACACAGAGUUUUCAUUUUCCCGCAGAGAGCGAGCAUUUUCCGCGACAGAUCGAGCCGGAAAAAGAGCCGCGAACAGCCAGCAUGCGUUCGUCUUUCAUUCAAGCGGCAAACGUUGAGCGGCCAACAGCAAUUGCCGAACAGCAGCAGCAACAGCAGCAGCAGCAUCCGCAGCAGCAACAGCACGGCGAUGCAAUUGCUGUUCUGCAGCAACAUCUGGCCAGCAAGCAGCAACAUCAGGAGCAGCAGCAGCAACAUCAGGAGCAGCAGCAACAUCAGGAACAGCAGCAGCAACAUCAGCAACAACAGCAACAUCAGCAGCAACAGCAACAGCAGCGGCAACAUCAGCAGCAACAGCAACAUCAGGAAGAGCAGCAACAUCAGCAACAGCAGCAACAACAGGAGCAACAUCAGCAAUCAAGUGACAUAACCAUGGGCCAAACCAGCGCCAAACCGAACGAAAUCAGUUCGGCCCACAGUUCGCGUGCCAGUACGCCACGUGAGUUCCGUGAGUCGGUCGUGAUUCCGCCGCAGGCGCCGCCCAGGCACCAAAAGUCACCGGAAGUGCCCAGAAUCACGGUGGAGGAUUGCAGUUUGCCGGAGGAGCAGCCGGCCAAGACGCCGGAAAUAUACUACGAACUAAAUGAGACAGCGGAGGAUACGCUGAACAUCGAGGAACUGAACGAGGCGCAUAUCGAAACGCUGGAAGAUGAGGUCUUCGCCACGGAUAUACCCGCUACUAUCUAUCAAAACUCGAAUGGUCGCCCCUGGACGCGACUGAGUCAUGUGAAGCUGGAGAAUGUGCAGGAGGAGGCCGAGGAUGAGGAGGAGGAGGAGCAGGAGGAGGUGGACGAUGUCGACGAGGCUGUGGAUCUGGACUAUGAGCCACAUAUGUCCGGCAGCAGUCAGUCGAAUGGCAACUCGCGGCAAUCGGCGAGCAGCGAGCGCAGCGCCCUGAAAAGUGACUCCAAUUUGAGCAGCAGUUAUGCGGAUUCCGGGAUCGGGGAGCAGGAACUGAAUGCACCACAGCAGCAGCAGCAACAGCAACAGCAGCAACCACCGCAACCACCGCCGCGCAGCUCAUCGCACAUGGCAACCACCCAAAAUGUGAACCACACCUUCAUACGCGAUGGCAACUCCACGGACUGCGAGGAGACCUUUCUGCAGUGCGACGAACUCGACGACAUUGAGCGUUUCAGCGAGUUCAGCGAGCGAUUGGUAUGCAUCGAGAGCAUCAGUCUGCCGGAUGUGGUUGUCGAGUCAACGACCGCCAAUGCAUCCACAUCAGGAGCAUCAUCAUCAGCAGCAACAGCAGCAGCACCAUCAUCAUCAUCCACAAGCACAAAUGGCGGCGAUGCGCAGAUCAACAUCAAUAUUGCCAAUGGAGCGGGGGGCAAUAGCCUGGGCAAUGUGCACUUCAUCCCAAUCCACGUCGAGGGUCGCAGUCGCAGCAACAGUCCCAAGCAACGCAGCCGGGACGACAGCUGUCUUGGCCAGGACAUGGCGCCCAGCAUCGAGAUCGUCGAGGAUGGCAGUGUGCUCAACAAGCCGGUGCGCCAGGAGAGUCCCUUCGACAACCAGGAACUCAGAAAGGAGCUGAAGCAGCAGAAGGCUCGAUUCGCCAGCCAACUGGACGAGGCCCACAAAAAUGCCAGUCAACUGGAGGCCAAGGUGGGCGACAUGCAGUUCAAGAUCCAGAAACUGGAGCAGGAACUCUCGGUCAAGCAAUGGAACGUUGAGAGACUGCAGGGCGAACUGAGUGCAGCUCACAAGGACGAUGAGUAUGUGCGGAAAAAGCUAAAACUUCUCGAGGAUGAGAAGGUCCACCUACGGCACAAAUACAGCGAAAAUCAAGAUGAAUUCCAAAGCAAAUAUGACGAACUUGAAGCUCAGUACAACGAACUAACCGAGAAGUACAAAGUGACGCAGAGCCUGGCCAAGAGCCUGCAAACCCAACUGGCCUGUGCCCAAGUGGAGGCCGAGGAGUGGCGCCAGCAGGUGGAGCGGAUCCGAGCGGAUCUGGAGGAGCAGAUACGCAUCCUGAAGAACGCGCUGGACAACUCGGAGGCGGAGCGCAAGAUCUGCGAGGACAAGUGGCAGAAGGAGUUCGAAAUGCUCAGGACGCACAAUCGAGAGCGCGAGGAAACGCUGAUGACGGACUGCGAGUGGCAACUGCGGCAGAUGCAGCGGCAGUGCAAGGACAAGACGGACAAGUCCAACUACGAGCGGAAGCAGGCGGCCGCCAAGGCGGAGGAGCUGGAACUGGAGCUGCAGUCCCGCAGGAGGGAGUCCGAGAUGCUGCGCACCUGCCAGGCGCAGGUGAACUCGCUGCGGGGCGUGGUCAGCGAACAGGAGCAGUCCAUCCAGACGCUAAUGGAUCGCAUCGAGAACCUGAAGGGCGAUCUGCAGUCGGCCAACGAGAAUCUCGAGGCUCAGAUCGAGGCGGUGCACAAGAUCAAGUAUCAGUGUGAUAAUGCCAUCUAUGACAAGGAGCGCCAGAUGAUCUACAAAAUCGAUGAGGUGCGCAAUGAGGCGGCCGCCUUCUGGGAAAACAAACUUUACACAGAGAUGACAAGACUGACAAAUGAACUGGAGUCCGUGUAUGUGGACGAGCGCCGCGAGGCGUUGGACAAACUGCAGAACGAGCACAUCGAGGAACUCAGGGCGCUGACCAACAGAUACACCGCCAACGAGGAGGAGCUGCGGGCUGAGAUUGAUGAUCUGCACGAGAAUCUGGAGCAGAAGAAGCAGGACUUCCUCAGCCUGCGCGAACGUUCGGAUAACGCGCUGCUCCAGACGCGAAUGCAUUUGGAUAAGGCCGAUCGCGAGUACCAGAAUGCCAUGUGCCGCGAGGAGGAUCGCCGCGUGGAGCUGGAGGAGCGGCUGCAGAAGGAGUUCGAGGCGGAGAAGGCCGAGAUGGAAGAGAAGUUCCGCGAACGCCUGGGCCAGGUGAAGGAGGAGUUCGCCAAGGAGCUGCAGCUCUCCACGCAGGAAAUGGUCGAAACACAUCGAAAGGAGCUGGACUCUCAAAAGGCCAAGUUGCAGGCGGAGAAGGAGGAGGCGUUGCAGGAGCUUGUAGAACGACAUCGCGCGAAAAUGGCCGCUGCCGAUGAACGAAUCAACGAUGUAGAACUUCGGCACCAGCGCAAUCUGAAGGACCUGAAGGCGGCCUACGAUGCCGAGAAGGCGGCGCUGGACAAGCGCGACAUCAGCAACGCCAACGAGAUCGAGCAGCUGCAUCGCAAGUGCCGCUGCCUGACCAACCUAUUCGAGGAGAUGCGCAUGCGAUACGAGCGGCGAGAUCCUCGAGCGGAGGAUCUGCGUGAGAUAUCCGAGUUGAGGACGCGCUGCGAGAGUCAGGAGCGGGAUUUGUAUGUGCUGACCGAUCGGCUGCGGGAAAUGCAGAUACAAAUGUCCGAGAUGCAACAGAAUGGGGAACGCAAGGGGCAAGGUGGGAAGGCGGUGAAGAAGCCGCCGCCCAAAUCGAUAGCCACCAGCUGUGACGUCAUUUACGAGGAGAACGAGGAGCGGGAAACGCCCGACAAGGAAAAUGGUGAACUGGAGGAAGAGGAGGAGGAGGAGGAAGAGGAGGAGGUGGAGCAGGAGCCCAGCGACACGGAGUCAAAUCACACGAUCGAGGUCAAUGGAAAAUGCGAUCGGAUCAACGAAGAUGACGCCCAUCUCAUCACCGCCGUGUGAUCGGUCAGAUCUUCCUUAUAUAUAUAUCUAUAUAUAUAUAGAUCUUCCAAUUUUGUGGCUGUAUUCUUCGAGAUCCCCAGGAGUGGAUGUUCCAGGAGCAAGGAUGUGUGAUCCCGGGUGCUCUGGUGUGCUUCAUGUGCUGCCCUCCGUAUCGCUGGAUGCGGAAAUCGACCCACUCAACCAAAUCGCUCAAAGCUUGAACUCAUAAAAAUUGUAAAUGAAAUUUCUGAAUUGGUUUCUGAAACCGCAAAAAAAAAAACAAAAAAAACG
Messenger RNA from Drosophila yakuba, 5641 nucleotides. RefSeq lists its product as uncharacterized. The transcript has 12 exons. The record is from RefSeq and is a predicted model, not a curated record. Gene Ontology annotation, cellular component: mediator complex. Lineage: Eukaryota; Metazoa; Arthropoda; Insecta; Diptera; Drosophilidae. Bases 572 to 5371 code for a protein of 1599 amino acids. Gene Ontology annotation, biological process: regulation of transcription by RNA polymerase II. Gene Ontology annotation, molecular function: transcription coactivator activity.